AUGCUCGCAUGUUUGCUUGUCCUUGCAUCAUUAUGUAACCUAGCUAAUGGAGGUGCUGUGGAGAUAGAUGUUUGCCAUAUGUUUGUUCCUGUACCUCCACAAGGUGCAGGCGUA
Molecule: messenger RNA, 114 nt
Organism: Dracunculus medinensis (Guinea worm)
Lineage: Eukaryota; Metazoa; Nematoda; Chromadorea; Rhabditida; Dracunculidae
Source: the annotation of a GenBank genome assembly